AUGACCACAAGACACGAAAAGCCCGAGUCAGUCGACCUUGAGAACAGGCUCGGCGACGACGUCGAAAAUGCCGCUCUCGAAGCAGGCUCUCAAAACCCCCCAUCAAGGGACUGGCUUGCCAAGUUGCGGAAAGCCUCGUUGAGCUCUGCCGAAACUCGAGGCGUGGCACCGGUUCCGAUUGAAGAGAGAACCGACAAGAAUACUUUACAGCUAUUCACGUUGUGGCUCACCGCAAACUGCACUACUCUUCCCAUGACCACUGGCAUAUCCGGAACCCUGGUCUUUGGGCUAGAUCUUGCUGUUGCUUCAUUAGUCAUUGUGCUAAGCACCCUCCUAUUCAUGCUUCCCGUUGCCUGGAUGGGCACAAUGGGGCCAAAGACCGGCAUGCGUCAAAUGGUUCAGACAAGAUACUACUUCGGCUACUACUCUUCUGUCGGCACUGCGCUGCUGCAAAUCGUUACCUUGAUAGGUUACACCAUCAUGACAUCUAUUGUCAGUGGGCAGACUCUCACGGCUGUUUCUGAAGGCGACCUCAGCUUGGCUGUGGGUAUCACAAUCAGUGUCGUCGGCGCACUGCCCAUAUCCUUCCUGGGCUACAAAUAUCUGCAUUACAUUGAUCAAUACUUGUGGGCUCCAUCUUCUGUUGCUCUCGUCAUUGUUGCCGGCGUCAGUGCAAAGUCGUUUGCUGGUACUAGUGCCGAGACUGUUGCAUUAUCACCAAGGAGUGUCUUGACCUUUGCCGCUGCAUGUGCAAGUCUGUGUACUAGUUGGGCUCCAUUGGUAUCGGACUUCGCCGUCUAUAUCGACCCAUCCACGCCAAGGUAG
Messenger RNA from Colletotrichum fioriniae, 825 nucleotides. RefSeq lists its product as uncharacterized. NCBI's taxonomy places the organism in Eukaryota, Fungi, Ascomycota, Sordariomycetes, Glomerellales, Glomerellaceae. Gene Ontology annotation, biological process: transmembrane transport. The record is from RefSeq and is a predicted model, not a curated record. Gene Ontology annotation, cellular component: plasma membrane. Gene Ontology annotation, molecular function: transmembrane transporter activity.